AUGCGUAAUACGGUAAUUGAAAAUCAUAAUGGGCAAUUAAUGUCUAAAACUCAACAUUAUCGUAAAGUAACAAAACCAUUAUUAGAACGUAAACGUCGUGCUCGCAUGAAUCACUAUUUAGAUGAAUUAAAAAAUUUAAUUGUUGAAACAAUGGAAGCACAAGGUGAACAUAUUACUAAAUUAGAAAAAGCUGAUAUAUUAGAAAUGACAGUCACCUAUUUAAAAAGUAAAAGUCAAUUUAAUUCAUCACAAAAUAAUAUUAAUUCAAUUAUAAAUCAAAAUAAUUCAAUAAAUCCAGAAAAAUUUCGUGCCGGUUAUACACAAGCUGCAUAUGAAGUAUCAAAAGUAUUUGCUUCAGUACCUGGUUUAGAUGUUGAUUUUGGUACAAAAUUAAUGAAACAUUUAGGUUAUAAAUUAAAAGAUUUACAACCACCACAAUCUAUAUUAAAUACAUCAUCAUCUACACCACCAUUAUCACAACAAGAAAAUUUAUCAUCA
Molecule: messenger RNA, 498 nt
Organism: Condylostylus longicornis
Lineage: Eukaryota; Metazoa; Arthropoda; Insecta; Diptera; Dolichopodidae
Product: enhancer of split mdelta protein-like
Exons: 1
Biological process (GO): regulation of neurogenesis; regulation of transcription by RNA polymerase II; anterior/posterior pattern specification
Cellular component (GO): nucleus
Molecular function (GO): DNA-binding transcription factor activity, RNA polymerase II-specific; protein dimerization activity; RNA polymerase II cis-regulatory region sequence-specific DNA binding
Source: RefSeq, a predicted model, not a curated record